AAGAAAACAAGGCAUUUCUUGUAGGGAAAGCAAAAAAUGCAGAAGGCUUGGUUCUAUGAGGAGUACGGUCCUAAGGAAGUCCUCAAGUUAGGAGACUUUCCAAUUCCUACUCCCCAGCCUAAUGAGUUACUUGUUCAAGUUCGAGCCGCUGCUUUGAAUCCUAUAGAUUUCAAGAGGCGGAAUCGCCCCAUCUAUGUUUCAGAUUUUCCGGUAGUCCCUGGCUGUGACAUGGCAGGUGUAGUGGUAGCAAAGGGAAGUGAUGUUUCCAAAUUUGGUGUAGGUGACCAGGUUUAUGGUAACAUCCAAGAUUUUAAUGCAGAGGGAAAUCUGAAGCAGCUCGGGACCCUGGCAGAAUUCAUAGUCGUGGAGGAGACAUUGGUUGCCAAAAAGCCGGAAAACCUGUCAUUUGAAGAGGCUGCCAGCUUGCCUUUAGCAGUUCAGACUGCUAUUGAAGGCUUCAAAACUGCAGGUUUUAAGAAAGGGCAGACGGUUUUUAUAGUUGGUGGAGCUGGUGGUGUUGGAACCUUGGUUGUUCAGCUCGCUAAGAACUUGUUUGGGGCAUCUUACGUUGUGGCUACAACCAGUAGCCCAAAGGUUGAGUUUGUCAAAUCGUUGGGUGCUGAUGAAGUUGUGAACUACACCAAGACUAAAUAUGAUGAAAUUAAGGAGAAAUAUGAUUUCCUCUACGAUACAAUUGGUGAUUGCAAGAAUUCUUUUGUGGUAGCCAAGGAUGAAGCACCAAUAGUUGACAUAACAUGGCCUCCAUCCCAUCCCAGAGCAGUUUAUUCAAGCUUGACAGUUUCUGGGGAAGAUCUAGAGAAGCUCAGGCCAUAUUUAGAGAGUGGAAAGCUGAAGGCAGUUAUUGAUCCAACUGGUCCAUAUGAUUUUGCAGAUGUGAUUGAAGCUUUUCGGUAUUUAGAAACAGGAAGGGCAAGAGGAAAAGUUGUCAUCUCUCCUUUCCCUUCACAGCAUCUUCCUUUCUAUGAAAUCAAGGACAAUCUCAACAUCUUAAAAAUUCAGGACAAAGAGACUGUCUCAACUGGAAUUGUGAUUGAAGAAACAGACUUGAAGGGGGCUGAACCAGAGAACAAGGAGCAUAUUCAAAAUUAUGAUAUUGCCCCUGAAGAGAAGGUUCUGGCAAGCAAUGUAGAUAUUGAAAUACCACAAGAAAAAAAAUCAAUCUUGGAAGAACAUGGGGAGAAGGUGAUCCCAGUGGUAGCCGGUGAAAGUGGAGAAAAAAUAGCACAUGCUUAUAAGAAAUUCGAAGCCAGCAUAUCAGAUGCUAAAGUGGUAAAAACAGCAACUGAAUUGAAAGCAGAAAACACCGAGAUGGGUAUUUAGAAACAGGAAGGGCCAGAGGAAAAGUUGUCAUCUCUCCUUUCCCUUCACAGCUUCUUCCUUUAUAUGAAAGCAAGGACAAUCUCAACAUCUUACUAAGUGGCCUUAGCUGAAGAUAUACCAUGAUGCAGUACUACUUGGUUAUUGUACCGUACUACUAGUCCCCAGUGUCUGGUUUUCUAGCACACCAACCAUCACCUACUUUAAGUACAGGCUGCACAAAACAAGUUAAGCAUCGUAUUGAAACGUAUAAGUGCAUAUACAUAAUAUGCAAGCAGGUGGAGCGAAUUUUGUUUUGUUAGAAAAUGCGCUUGAUAGCAUUGUUGGGCUUGCUUGCAGUUUCCAAACUCAAUUUGAAUAUAAUCUGCGACCAAUAAUACUAUUAUUAUUUUAAUUAAA
Molecule: messenger RNA, 1737 nt
Organism: Ziziphus jujuba (common jujube)
Lineage: Eukaryota; Viridiplantae; Streptophyta; Magnoliopsida; Rosales; Rhamnaceae
Product: 2-methylene-furan-3-one reductase
Exons: 3
Coding region: 37-1341 (434 amino acids)
Molecular function (GO): oxidoreductase activity, acting on the CH-CH group of donors, NAD or NADP as acceptor
Source: RefSeq, a predicted model, not a curated record